AUGGCUACCCCUAGUGUCCUAGCUUUUGACGCUGAGGGUCGCGCCAUUGAUUUUGAGGUCUGGUUAGACGACCUGCAGCUGUUCUUACAGUGCGACAGGGCUGACGACCUUUCUCUCUUUGACCUCACCUCUGGCGCCUCUCCUGCUCCUGCUGCUGAUGCUGAUCCCACUGUCCGCUCUCAGUGGGCCACCCGCGAUGCUGCUGGCACUUGCGCGCUACUCCUCCCCUGCCACUGCUGCACUGAGCCGUCUCAUGCUUCCCUACCUCUUUCUGACCUCUCUGCCUUUCCCACUGUUACUGACCUCAUUACGCACCUCCGCACUAGUGACACUCGCUACCGCGCCGCCCUUCCUGCUGAGUUCUGCGCUAAGAACCCACCCCCCAUGUACAUCGCUCUCUACUACGUAGUCGCGCGCCUCCCUGACUCCCUUCGCGUCGUCAGGGACCACUUUCUCGCAGUCUGUCCCACCACCCUCACCGUCGACCUCCUCGAGAAGGCCCUCCUCGCAGCGGAGAAGAGCAUAGUCGCUGUAGGUGCUUCUCGUGGUGACCCUCGCACCCCCAUCUUUGAGGGGUGCUCUCCUUCCCCCUUGCUGCCCUCUGUUGCCUCUGCUGCUGCUGCGCCGACCUGCUUGGUCUUGAGUCGGUCGGCGCGGCGUCUACCCCUAGUGGGAGACGCCGCUCCAGCAAGGGCAAAGGGGGGCAAGGGCGCGGGUGGAGCUGGAGGGGGCGGUGGGCGGUGGCGGCGGUGGCGGCGGAGGGAGUGGGGUGGCGGCGGGACUAGUGGCGGGGGUGGUGGUGGUGGUGGCAGCAGCGGCGGAGACGGUGGUGGUGGUGCCAGCGGUGGUGGUGGAGGCAGCGGCGGAGGUGGAGGCAGCGGAGGUGGAGGCGGUGGAGGCGGCAGCGGAGGAGGCGGUGGUGGUGGAGGAGGUGGAGCUGGUCGGGGUGGUACCCAGCUGCGUAGCGGCGGUGGUGGUGGCCAGCGCUCGCAGCGGCAGCAGCAGCAGCGCUCGCGGGACAUCCCUCCGCCUCAGCAGCUUCGUGAGUGUACGCUGGGCGUCAGAGGGGUGGGGGUACGGGUCCCUGCACCUACGUUCUUCGUUCCGGCGACCGCGCAG
Closterium sp. NIES-65 is the source of this 1119-nucleotide messenger RNA. Lineage: Eukaryota; Viridiplantae; Streptophyta; Zygnematophyceae; Desmidiales; Closteriaceae. The record is from the annotation of a GenBank genome assembly.